UUUGUAGUAUUUGUCCAACUAAUAAAAUCCAUCCAUCUUCCAAGCUCCGAGAUGACUUAAAACUCUUAAAAAAUAUUAUCCCACUAAAGUUGAACGCGACUUUAGGUUUACAUAUCGUCAAUCAUUGAACACACCCUAUCGAUAAUUCUCUAUUUGCACCAGAUUGUAUAUUUUGUGAUCUACUAAGCCGGUUAUUGUAAAAAACAGAAUAUAUUGAAUAUAUUUUACAAAUAUGACUGCAUUUGAAGAAUUUGGUGUUUUACCAGAAAUCGCCAAGGCGAUAGAAGACAUGGAGUGGACUCUACCAACAGAUGUACAAGCUGAAGCAAUACCACUCAUUCUUGGAGGUGGUGAUGUGCUGAUGGCUGCCGAAACUGGUUCCGGCAAAACUGGCGCAUUUUGCUUACCCAUUUUGCAAAUUGUCUGGGAAACAUUGCGGGACCUUGAAGAAGGAAAAGUUAGCAAGUCUGCGGGAGCGGGUGGGAGUAUUGCACCAUGGACGAUGUCGUUCUUUGAUCGUGGUUCAGCACUCGCAGUAACACCAGAUGGUUUGCGUUGUCAAUCGCGCGAGUUCAAAGAAUGGCACGGAUGUCGCGCAACGACUGGUGUACGUGGCAAAGGACAAUUUUAUUUUGAAGCGAUCGUCACAGACGAAGGCCUAUGUCGUGUGGGUUGGUCUACGCAACAGGCGAAUUUGGAUCUUGGUACUUGUCGUAAUGGCUAUGGAUUUGGUGGUACGGGAAAAAAGUCCAACAAUCGUCAAUUCGAUGAUUACGGCGAAGCCUUUGGCAAAAAUGAUGUAAUUGGUUGUUACCUUGACCUACAACAAAUGGAAGUAUCUUUUGCCAAAAAUGGCAAACCUUUAGGAUUAGCAUUUCGUAUACCAGAAAAUCAACGCAAUGAAACAUUUUACCCAGCUGUUGUUUUAAAAAAUGCUGAAAUGCAAUUCAAUUUUGGAAAGACCGAAUUUAAGUAUCCACCUAAAGCAGGAUUUAUUGCUGUAUCUAAUGCUGGUGCAGGCCACUUCCAACCAAAUCCGCUUGCCAGCCCUGCAACCAAUGCUGCAGCUAGCAAACCAGCGCCAAACGCACCACAGGCAAUCAUUAUUGAGCCCAGUCGUGAAUUAGCCGAACAGACGUACAAUCAAAUUGAGAAGUUUAGAGUGCAUUUAAGCAAUCCAAAUGUGCGUUCGCUUCUGCUAAUAGGUGGAGUUAAAUUGGAGCAGCAGAAAAGUGCGCUACAGCAAGGUGUCCAUAUUGUGGUGGGUACACCUGGUCGUCUCGAGGAGAUGAUAAGCAGUGGUUUUGUACAGUUAACGCAUUGCAGAUUUUUUGUAUUGGACGAAGCUGAUGCUCUACUCAAACAGGGUUAUACCGAUUUGAUUGAUCGUUUACAUAAGCAAAUUCCGAAAAUAACAUCCGAUGGUCGUCGCUUACAAAUGGUUGUCUGCUCAGCUACGUUACAUGCAUUCGAAGUGAAAAAAAUGGCCGAUCGCUUAAUGCACUUCCCCACUUGGGUAGAUCUUAAGGGUGAAGAUGCAGUGCCGGAGACAGUACAUCAUGUUGUUUGCAUGGUUGAUCCACAAAAGGAUACAACCUGGCACAAUCUUAGACAACACAUACGUACCGAUGGUGUACACAGUCGCGAUAAUGUCAGUCCUCAGAAUCAAACACCAGAAACAUUCUCGGAGGCAAUUAAACUGCUUAAGGGCGAAUAUUGUAUAGCUGCCAUUGAGCAACAUAAGAUGGAUAGAGCCAUUAUAUUUUGCCGCACAAAAUUAGACUGUGACAAUUUGGAAAACUACUUUAAAUCACGUGGAGGUCAACGUUAUUCAUGUGUUUGUCUGCAUGGCGAUCGAAGACCACAAGAACGCAAACAAAAUUUGGAAAUGUUUAAGUGUGAACAAGUGAAAUUUCUGAUUUGCACCGAUGUGGCAGCGAGAGGCUUGGACAUAACGGGCUUGCCUUUCAUGAUUAAUGUGACUUUGCCCGACGAAAAGUCAAAUUAUGUGCAUCGUAUUGGUCGUGUUGGACGUGCCGAACGUAUGGGUUUGGCCAUUAGUUUAGUAUCUUCGGUGCCAGAAAAGGUCUGGUACCACGGAGAAUGGUGUGCAUCAAGGGGCCGAAAUUGUCAAAAUACAAAUCUGACUGAUGUGCGCGGUUGCUGUAUUUGGUAUAAUGAAAUGAAUUUAUUAGCCGAUAUUGAGGAUCAUCUCAAUGUAACGAUUCAACAAGUUGAUAAAUCUUUAGCAGUACCCGUAAAUGAUUUCGAUGGCAAAGUUGUGUAUGGUCAAAAGAAUAUAAACACCGGUACUGGUUAUAAGGAUCAUGUGCAACAAUUGGUGCCAGUUGUGCGAAAAUUAACUGAUCUUGAAUUACAGUCACAAUCUUUAUUCUUGAAGCGUUUAAAAGUUUAAAUAUAUAUGUAUAUUAAUUAUGUAUGUGUAUAUGGAACAUCAUUUUAUCAACAUAUUUUAUUGAAAGAAGCGCUUACGAUUACUAAACAA
This is a messenger RNA of Zeugodacus cucurbitae (melon fly), 2506 nucleotides long. It is a transcript of the gene Ddx1, whose product is annotated as ATP-dependent RNA helicase Ddx1. The transcript has 6 exons. NCBI's taxonomy places the organism in Eukaryota, Metazoa, Arthropoda, Insecta, Diptera, Tephritidae. Gene Ontology annotation, molecular function: nucleic acid binding; protein binding; RNA helicase activity. The record is from RefSeq and is a predicted model, not a curated record. Bases 233 to 2416 code for a protein of 727 amino acids.